AUGGAUAAACCACCUAUUCUUCCGCCCAGAGAAGACGCAGUUGCUCUAGAGCCAGCUAAUGAUCAGCCAAAACUGGAUGUCAAAUUACCUGUAAAUAUUAAUCUGCUCUCAUAUAAUGAAUUACUAGAGCUUAUAAAUCAGCACAGAGAUAAGCUGCAUUGGUUUUGUGCUAGCAUGGAUUCUUUUGAACCGAUUACAGAGGAGGUUAAGAGACUGAAGAACCAGUUUAAGGAGCUGGAGGAGAAAUUCUCGAAAUUGGAGGACGGUAAAGUUGUUAUUCAAGACCAAAUUGCUGAAUUGGUCAUCUUAGAAAGCGAAUAUACGAAGAAAUAUCAGAAUCUACAACAAUUAAUCCGCUCGAAUUACUCUAAAGAUGUAGCAAAACGGACGAUGCUCAAUAAAAUAAAGGAAAACGAACAAAAGUGCGAUGAGUUAGAGAUAAACGCCAAAGGCAGUUUAGAUCUGGAUGUGUUUCUUAAAUCGUAUAUGGAUUUUAAGCUAGAUUAUCACAUGCAAAAGCAAAAGCUGAAUGUGUUGUCCGCUCAGAAUAAUUUCUAA
This is a messenger RNA of Nakaseomyces glabratus, 558 nucleotides long. It is a transcript of the gene SRN2, whose product is annotated as ESCRT-I subunit protein SRN2. NCBI's taxonomy places the organism in Eukaryota, Fungi, Ascomycota, Saccharomycetes, Saccharomycetales, Saccharomycetaceae. Gene Ontology annotation, cellular component: ESCRT I complex. The record is from RefSeq and is a predicted model, not a curated record. Gene Ontology annotation, biological process: endosome transport via multivesicular body sorting pathway.